AUGUCGAAGAAAGUCGAAACCUGCGAGGCUCGCCUGGAGCAGCAGGGCCGGCUCUUGACUGCCAAGUCUGAGGUACUUAGGGCAGCCGAGCUACGCAUGGAAGAGGGCUGGGCGCUCGCUAAGAAGCUAAAUGCCCAGCUCAAUGCUCAGCCGGUCCGUGUUAAAGCCAGUGUCAGUAAGAAGGAUGAUGAGGUUGUCAUCCGACGUCUUCGUGAAAUGCUGUCCAAGACGGACGGGGAGAUCAUGACGGCCAAAAGAGACUUGAAAGAGAUGGAGGCCAAUACCGCUUCAAGAGAGCGAACUUUCUCCAUCCGGAUCUAUCAACUGGAAGAGCAGUUGUCCCAUGAGAGGCAACAGACCAAGACCGAUUCCUCAAAGAAGGUUCGGUCGCUUACGGCCGAACUCCAGGAACGGACCGACCAGCUCGCCGCCGUCAAGCACCGCCUGGCUGCCGCAGAGACCCGUAUGAAGCAGUCCCGCCAACAAGACGACACCAAAUACAUUGCGCAGCACCAAGACCCUAUCGCUCAGAACCAAGAGUUGGCAGCCCAAUAUCAGGAACUGCUGGCCCAACAUGAAGCGACCAUUGCCCAAAACCAAGAGCUCCAGGCUCAGAGCCAGGAGCUCGCAGCUCAAUACCAAGAGCUUGCUGCGCAGCACCAAGAGCUCGUAGCCCAGAAAGAGGGACUCGACAUGAAUUACGAGGUCCUUCACCAAAUGUAUCUUGAGUGCGAGGGACCUUCGGCAGCAAUGCAGCAGGAGCGCGAUAGUGCCAUGGAGCAGGUUUUCCUGCUGCGGCUUGAGCUUUCAUCAAGUCAAGCGGUUGCAGAAGAAAUGACGAAGGAAGCACAGGAGUCUGUGGCCCGUGCCCAACAAACCGAAGAGGUUCUUCGUCAGUCAAUGCGCGACCUCAAGGAUGCUUGCGACUCAACUCUGAAGCAGGAACGUGCAGAUUCAGAAGGCACUAGGGAACAAGUCGAAACCCUUGAAGGAAAGAUCGUACUUCUUAAGAGUAAGCUUCGCAUGGCCACGAAAGAUAUCCAGCGAGCCGACGGGAGGGCGGUCGCCGCCGAGAAGGCCAAGGCCGCUCUGGAAAAGCUUCUGGCCAGCAAGCAGGUCGACCGGGUCCAGGAGACGCCCAAGGCGCGACCCGGCGAACUCAAGUCGAUCACCACUGUCUUACAACAGAGUCAGGUGAAGAUCUCCGAGCAGCAGACCGAAAUCGACCAUCUCCGGAACCAGCUCAGUCAAGUCUCCCAAGGGCUACUUGGACCCUCUGAUCAGGUCCUCCAUGAAAAAGCUCGGGAGCUACGGGAGCUCCUGGACAAGGAGAAACGACAGCGAAACGAGGACCAGAUCCGGUGGGACAAGAAGACCCGCGAACUCGAGGAGGAGACUCGGAAGUUACGGAUCUCCAACUCUAACAACGAUGCCGCGCUCGUUCAUCGCGGCAGACGCAAGGCUACCCCCUUCUGA
This is a messenger RNA of Aspergillus ibericus CBS 121593, 1476 nucleotides long. RefSeq lists its product as uncharacterized. Bases 1 to 1476 code for a protein of 491 amino acids. The transcript has 3 exons. The record is from RefSeq and is a predicted model, not a curated record. Lineage: Eukaryota; Fungi; Ascomycota; Eurotiomycetes; Eurotiales; Aspergillaceae.